Molecule: messenger RNA, 3338 nt
Organism: Scylla paramamosain (green mud crab)
Lineage: Eukaryota; Metazoa; Arthropoda; Malacostraca; Decapoda; Portunidae
Exons: 8
Coding region: 272-1225 (317 amino acids)
Source: RefSeq, a predicted model, not a curated record
AUAUAUUCGAGUAAUCAUCCGUCAUAUUUUCUAUUUUUCCAGCCCAAGUUUAUUCCAUUAAAGAAAAAAUAAGAUAAGAAUGUAAUAUUUGCAUUCUUUUUUUCAACCUUCUUGGUAAUAUAACGUUCAAAAUAUUGAAUCAACAAUACAAAAGAGGCAGCGAGUCUCAACGCGGCGGCUGUGACACUAUAACAGCUCUCGCCACAUUUUCCCGUCAUUCACAGGCCUCGCUACAUUCAUCUCGGUCUCUCUGAGUCGCCCUGUGGUCGCCAUGGACGAAGAAAACGGAUUUGACAGCAAGAUUAAGAACAUGCGGAGAAGUCUGAUAAUACGGACAGUGCUAACAGUGCUGCUGGUGAUCGCCAUCCUGUACACAAUAAUCCUCAGCUCCUUGGCUGGACGGGGAGCUGGACCCUUUAAGAACCCCAGAGGAUUUACCAGUGUUCCAGCCUUUGCAACCUGUCUGAUGCCAGCUGGAUAUUACUAUUUCAUAUGGGUUUUGGUGGACUUUGCUCUUCUCUUCAUCGUUAUUUAUGCAAUAGUUAUGGUGGCACAGAAGUUUGUCUUGGGAUCUGGUAAGAGGCAAUGUGGAGCUUUGCCUUUCUCCUUCCUGAUCACACUGUUUAUCAGUCUCAACCUCAACACUGGAUGGUUGUUUGCUGAGGACAACCUAAAUGCUUCCUGGAGCUUCAUUGUCUCAUUGUUCCUGCUCGUUAGCAACUGCAUUGCCCUUGCCUAUGCAACUUUCAACUUCUCUACUUUUGGCAAGUGUCUUCAUCAAGAGUCUAUCAUGGACUUUUGGAUGGGCAUCGGGGUACUGAAUGCUAUGGCUGUGUACACAACGUGGAGCCUUGUGCAGUUCCUUGAGUCCUUUACUGUCUUUCUGUCUUUUGAGAUCAAGCAUGAUAUGUACAAGGUAUGUACAGGAAUGAUAAUUUUACUUCAUCUACUGAUUAUCUUGUGGUUCAUCAUAGAAAAUACUUGGCUGACUUACACAUUCAACACCAUUAUUUUACACUAUGGAGUUCUGGUGUGGUAUGUGGCAACACUGUACCCAAGGCAGAUACAGAACUCUAACAGUGUAAUGAAUGGCCUCCUCAUCAGUAAUGUGGUGUUGGCAGUGUUGGCUCUGUUCUUCCGCUUGGUUAUAUUGUACAGUAGGAACAAAGAUAACAGAUUAUACAAGGUCAACACACUUGCGACAACUAUAGUGGAGGAAAACUGAGAGUUACUCGACAUCUUUGUGCAUGUAUAAUGUACAUAAGAUAGGUUAUAUAUCCAUGCAAACUACAACCUAAACAUACUAGGCAUUUAUUCAGAGAUGCUCAUAAAUGCCACCUCAGUCAAACGAGAUACCAUUGUCUUUCAUAACUAGAGGCUUCCAGAAUUCAUGUAAUAAGCAUAUUUAUUCCUAUAUUCAACUCUAACAUGGUGAAAAUUACUGUAGAACCUAGUCAAAACUGGUCUCAGAGCAGUGUGAUGUACAUCUCAACCAAUCACAGCAUAACUGGGGGGAGUAGUGUUUACUAGUGAAUGCUUUGACUACAUAUGAUGGGUGCUAUGAGCAGUUGAUGUAGGCAUGGGACCUCUGAACCAGUGAGUGUCCAUGUCCCUUGUCACAUAGGUAACCUUGAUGCAAACAUUGUUAAUUUUUCUAGCAUGCUCCUGCCAUAUGCAGAUGCAUUUCUUGGUUCACUGUAGUUUUAUUAACAAGAAUACAUGUAGUGUUUUUUCCUGUUAUAAAAGGAAAAAAUGUCUUCAUCUUGUGAUAAUGAUGGUUGUGUUCCUGCUGUACAAGUGGAAAAGAGUGAGAUUUGAGUGUGGAAAGAGGUGCAAGCUAAGACCAAGUAAAAUCAUGGGGAAGAGCACAUGAGUGUUAAGUCAAGAUUGGACAACUUGUGGCAUGAAAAUAGGAAAUCAAUGAUAUCGAUUCUAAUAGAUUAAUCAUCAUAUUAGCACUAAUGAUAAUAAACUGAUAAUAACAAUAAUAAUAAUAAUAAUAAUAAUAAUAAUAAUAAUAAUAAUAAUAAUAAUAAUAAUAAUAAUAGAAAAUGAUAUUAUUACUAUUAUUAUUAUUAUUAUUAUUAUUAUUAUUAUUAUUAUUGUUAUUAUUAUUAUUAUUAUUAUUAUGAAUUAAUAUUACUAUUAUGAAAAUCUAAUGUUAUUGGUAUUUUUAUUUUAUUUUUUUUUUAACCUUUCCAGUAAUCCAGACCAUUAUAUUGGCAUUCUGUUCUGGCUAAUGACUGGAAAAGUUGAUAAAAAUAUUUGGUAGGGAUACUCUUGGCCAUUCGAAGAAGAAAAAAACUUUCUUAAAAAAAAUUUGAAAGCCACAAUUUUCUAAAAAACUCCAUUUUUAUUGUGGAUAAAAAUACCAACAUAUAACUUUAAAUGCAUUUUUUUUUUUCAAAAUUGGGUUAGUGGAACUUAUGAUCUGUGGUUUCAGUAUGUAUGUUUAGUUUGGUUGGAUCUAUAACCUAUCUUGAAAAGAGGACCUUGGAUAAACUUGACAUGGAUACAUUUUGCUUUUUUACAUAUUUUGGACAAAUGAAUAUAUCACAAGUGAGAAGUACAACUCAAGGAUAUUGCUUAGGAGGAAUGUGUGCAUGGAUUUUUUUUUUUAUGGAAUUUUGUUUUGUUUUGAUAGGGAAAGGUAGAUUGUUACCAUUGGUAUAUUAAAAAUAGCUUCACGGUUUAACAUAAAUGUGCCAUACUUUGGUUUUGAUGCACCCCUUAUAUAUGGAGAACUUAGUUGAAAAAAAUAAGUAGUGGAUUUGUGAUAACCCUGUCUUCUACUCCAAGCCAUUCAGUCUUUUUGCCAGCAUUGCUGUAAGAACUGUUCAGGCAGAAGGAUCAUAAUAGGUUUGGGUUUGUACUUACUGAAUGAAAAAAAUGGUGUGUAGGUUUUACAUGAGCUUUAUUAAAUAUUUGAUAUUUCUUUCUUGACCCUGAAAAAAUUAAUUCAUGACUGAAACUACACCUACUUAUGGUGAAGUUACAUGAUAAUGAUAGUGAUAUGUUGAUCUUAAGUUUGCCUUCCCAACCUGCAUUGUCAGGUGUUAUAUGUAGUAUUAUGGUUUAAAAUUUUUAUUAAGAUUGUUCAUCUUGCCUUUGAAAAUGAUCCAUAAUUUUCAUAAACCUGUCUUCUGUAUAAUUUAUCUAUAUAGGCUGGCGAUCACAUUCAGGGUGCCCCAUGAGAUAGCACCACACACUCAUACACACAUCAUAUACACUCUUAUUAUAAAACCAAAAAAUGUAAACUACAACACAUGCUGUAUAUUCACAUUCUGUUAUAACUCUUGGCUAUGCAUAUUUACUGAAGUAGAUUAUUAUAUAAUUUG